Messenger RNA from Penicillium daleae, 636 nucleotides. RefSeq lists its product as uncharacterized. Bases 1 to 636 code for a protein of 211 amino acids. The record is from RefSeq and is a predicted model, not a curated record. The transcript has a single exon. NCBI's taxonomy places the organism in Eukaryota, Fungi, Ascomycota, Eurotiomycetes, Eurotiales, Aspergillaceae.
AUGGCUGACCCACCCCAAGAGAGAUCUCUUGAAGAAUCUCCAAAUUAUGAGCAUUAUCAGCUUUUCGAGGCAGCAACCGCUGGCAUCGGCGAAAAGCUUAAAUCUCAGAAGCGAUCCCAAAGAGCUCAGUACGAACUAUUCAACAUAGUAUUUGACUUGCUUACAAUUACGCAAGUCCUCAUAGGGGCUGCUAUCACUGCUCUCGGCCCAUUAGGGGGUCAGCAUAUGCUGCAAAUCACAAUUCUCGGGGCAUUCAACACAGCAAUUGCUGGGCUACUGGCACUACUCAAAGGUAGAGGUCUUCCGCAGCGGCUGAGGAGGAAUAUGUCCGAGCUAGCAAAAGUGCUCGAUCACAUCGAAAAUCAGGCAAUCCUAUUACAAUACGGCAGCAAGAAAACUUCACGAGAUGAGAUCGAUGCCCUUAUCCAAUCCGUUUUUUACCGAUACGCCACUGCGCAAGACAUCAUUGAAAGAAACCAGCCAGAUACAUACACAGACGCAGACUUAUCCCAAACCCAUGCGAGAGCUACUGAGGUGGAAGUUUCUCCAAGUCAACCGGCCGACAAUAAUGUUAUAAAUGGAACUCGGCGUACAGCGGAUGAAGAAAUGGGAAUGGGUGAAGCCCCCAUAGUGUGA